Messenger RNA from Saccostrea cuccullata (small rock oyster), 1734 nucleotides. Its product is annotated as tyrosinase-like protein 1. The coding region runs from base 1 to 1734 and encodes 577 amino acids. Gene Ontology annotation, molecular function: oxidoreductase activity. The record is from RefSeq and is a predicted model, not a curated record. The transcript has 3 exons. Lineage: Eukaryota; Metazoa; Mollusca; Bivalvia; Ostreida; Ostreidae.
AUGAAAAAUAAAUAUCAAUUUCAGGCCGUUGAACCUCCUCAAACAGGACGAAAUACAUAUCAGACAUUGGCCGUUCUUCACUCUGGGCAAGUACUGGCCACUGCCCAUGGAGGCCCCGCCUUCAUUCCAUGGCAUAGAAUUUACUUGCUCCUCUUGGAAACGGCUUGUGGUAGCCCCAUCCCCUAUUGGGAUUCCACAGUUGAUCAUGAUAUGAUUGACCCUACCAGUUCAGUGAUAUGGAGUGACAUGUUCUUUGGAAACGGCGAUGGUGACGUUAUGACUGGACCAUUCCAAAGCUUAAGAACAAUUCUUGGAGAUUCAAUCAUACGAAAUAUAGGGACAGGUGACAGCUCUCUCUUUACCAAGGAAGGUCUUGCUGCUGUGCUGAGUCGUCGAAGAUACGGGGACAUAGUAGAACCGAAACAAGGGGCUGAGUAUGUUUUCAGCUUGGAAGGUCAUCAUAAUGGACCACAUGUGUGGGUAGGAGGGCAUUUAUCACUCACCCAAACUGCUGCUUAUGAUCCAAUAUUUUUCAAUCAUCAUGCAUUUAUUGACCACGUUUAUGAAAUAUUCAGACAGCAACAACUUCGAUCUGGUAUUAAUCCUGUAAUGGAUUAUCCAACCAUGGCCCCUCCUGGACAUGCUGCAAAUGAUUUCAUUGACUUUAGGCCUUAUGCUCAACCACUGAGAAAUAUUGAAGGUUUAUCUAGAUUCAUAGCAAACUUGGUAAGAUACGAGCCCUUACCAACCUGUCAAAAUCGAUGCAAUCGGAGUCCCCAUUUGUAUUGUGACCGAGUGAGAUUUGUUUGCGUGUCCCGUGCUCGCCCGACAGCAACGAUGCCUAUAGGAGGUGGCUUUGGAAUGGCCAGUCAGCCAGGCCAAGCUCCAGCAAGCCAAGAUGUUCCAACAGAAUCGCGAGCCCGUGCUCAGGCCCGUGGUCCUAUCCCUGGAGGUGCACGAUUUCGAUCUUCACCGUUCACAGAUAGCCGUAAUCGUCCUGAUACAAUCGGAAGUGCUCCAGCUUCACCUCAACUACUCGCAGCUGGUGCACAAGCAAGAGCAGGAGCAGCACGAAAACGUCGUGAUGUAUCUCAGACACAUCAGAACAAUUCAUCACUUAAUGGCAAUUUACGAACAGUCUCUGCCCUCCAGCGAUCAUUUACAAAUACUUUUAUGAUUGAUGGAGUAGUGGAUCUGAAACAGUGGGUCUAUGUACCAGCUCGUGUGUUCUACAAUAGAUCUUUGAACAUCGGUGGUAACGACCCUACUCUCCAUCCUAACAUUGCUCGAAAAGCAAUGAAGAGUUCUUGUCAUGGCGUUAAUUCAGGAGCGUUUAAAGUGUUUGUUACAUCUAACGGUUUAAACUACGUUGGAACUUACAAAGAAUUCGUCAUCAUUGACGAAAGACAGCCAUUUUCUGUAAUGGAUACAGCCAUUGGGAUAAAGAACCCGGAUUAUGGUGGAGGUGAGGUGUUAUUUACUGCAUACGACUCAUGUGGACGGCCUUGUCGAGCUCUCUGUAUGAAGUGGCUUCAAGGAAAAACAGUUUACAAGCCCUGUUCAGCAGUAUUUAAGGUAUCGGCUGCCUUGCCCAAAAUGUUCUACUCUUCAUACCGAGAUGCACUGUCUAGUAACUGGAAAACUAGUAAUUUGAUUAAUUCUCAAGAUGUAGAUUUAACUCCUCCCAUCACUUUUGUUUGUGAUAACAAAAAACUUUGGCCAUGGGAUUACUGA